Esox lucius (northern pike) is the source of this 1273-nucleotide messenger RNA. Its product is annotated as protein Wnt-8a-like. The coding region runs from base 134 to 1114 and encodes 326 amino acids. Lineage: Eukaryota; Metazoa; Chordata; Actinopteri; Esociformes; Esocidae. Gene Ontology annotation, biological process: canonical Wnt signaling pathway; cell fate commitment; neuron differentiation. Gene Ontology annotation, molecular function: frizzled binding; cytokine activity. Gene Ontology annotation, cellular component: extracellular region. The transcript is spliced from 6 exons. The record is from RefSeq and is a predicted model, not a curated record.
CGGAACGCCAAGACAAAGAACAAGCUUACCAUUUGUUCCUGAUUCCUUCCCUUAAAUUAAAGGCGAAAGUUGCUUGUUCUCAUCAUAUACCAAGAUCUUCCCUUGGGGUUGGAGGGCCGUAAACAAUUUCCUUAUGACUGGAUCCAAGGCCUAUCUGACGUAUGCCAGUAGCGUGCAGGUCGGCGCACAGAGCGGGAUUCAGGAAUGCAAACACCAGUUCGCAUGGGACAGGUGGAACUGCCCGGAGAGCGCGCUCCAACUAUCCACUCACAAAGGCCUCCGCAGUGCCACGAGAGAGACCUCUUUUGUACACGCGAUCAGUGCAGCAGGUGUCAUGUACACACUGACUCGCAACUGUAGUCUUGGGGAUCUGGACAACUGUGGCUGCGACGGCUCAAGGAACGGUAAAAUUGGGGGCCGCGGGUGGCUGUGGGGUGGCUGCAGUGAUAACGUGGAUUUCGGGGAGAGGAUAUCCAAACAGUACGUGGAUGCACUCGAGACGGGUCAGGACUCCCGGGCUGCGGUCAACCUUCAUAACAACGAGGCUGGUAGACUGGCGGUAAAAUCCACCAUGAAGCGAGUCUGUAGGUGCCAUGGAAUGUCUGAGAGCUGCUCGGUCCAGACCUGCUGGAUGCAGUUGUCUGACUUCAGAGACAUCGGCAACUACCUCAAAGUCAAACACGACCAGGCGCAAAAACUGGAGAUGGACAAAAGGCGGGUGAGGUCGGGCAACAGCGCGGAUAACAGGGGUGCCAUCGCCGACGCUUUCAGCAGCAUCGCCCGGACGGAGCUCAUUUACCUGGAGGAAUCUCCAGACUACUGCGGUCGGAACGUCAGCUUGGGCCUUCACGGUACGGAGGGCAGGGAGUGCCUGCAUCACAGUGAUGGCUUGAACCAAUGGGAGAGGAGAAGCUGCCGCCGGUUGUGCCAUGAGUGCGGCCUACGGGUGGAGGAGAGAAGGACGGAGAUAGUCAGUAGCUGUAACUGUAUAUUUCAAUGGUGCUGCACGGUUAAGUGUGAUAACUGCUCACAGGUGAUAGUAAAACACGUGUGUGCUAGAAGAGAGGGUGGCCAUGGACAAAACAACAGACGGAGAUACCGAGGACCCAAAUAACCGAAGAGGCCAAUGAUAGCUUUAUGUAUACAUCAUUAUGAUGGACGUUGUAAAAUCACGAGCUUGUUUGUGUCACUUGUCAUCAAAGCUAUUUCUAUUCACAAAUACUUUCCUCCACCUUUACGUGUUGUGAAUUAUUUGUUCUGCACUUCCCCCUAC